Molecule: messenger RNA, 2850 nt
Organism: Sapajus apella (tufted capuchin)
Lineage: Eukaryota; Metazoa; Chordata; Mammalia; Primates; Cebidae
Product: neuroblastoma breakpoint family member 4-like
Exons: 20
Source: RefSeq, a predicted model, not a curated record
AACAUCAGCAUGGUGGUAACUGCUGCACAUUUGUCCAAUGACAGGGCAGAGAUGAAAAUCCUAGAAACCAAAGAGAAAUUUCUCUCCCAGCUGGAAGAGAGCCAACAGCAGUUUGAAGACCUCAAGGAGAAAUUUCUUAUAUGUCGGGCUACCGCCUUCUCUCUGGCCAACCAACUCAACAGAUACAAGUGUGAAGAGGACAAAGACAUCAUAGACUCUGUGCUGAGGGAUGAAGUGCAGUUCAUAGAGGAGAAGCUGGCAGAGAAGCUCAGGUAAGCUGAGGAGCUCAGGGCAGAGAUGAAAAUCCUAGAAACCAAGGAGGAAUUGCGCUCCCAGCUGGAAGAGAGCCAACAGCAGUUUGAAGAUCUCAAGGAGAAAUUUCUUAUAAGUCAAGCUACUGCCUACUCUCUGGCCAAGCAACUCAACAAAUACAAGUGUGAAGAGGACAAAGACAUCAUCGGCUCUGUGCUGAGGGAUGAAGUGCAGUUCAUAGAGGAGAAGGUGGCAGAGAAGGUCAGGCAAGCUGAGGAGCUCAGGCAGUAUAAAGACCUGGUUCACUCUCAGGCAAAAGAGCUGACCCAGUUACGGGAGAAGUUACGGGAAGCGAGAGACGCCUCCUGCUCACUGUAUCAGCAUUUGAAGGCCCUCCUCACUCCUGGUGACCCUGACAAGUCCCAGGGUCAGGACCUCCAUGUGCAGCUGGCUGAGGGGCACAGGCUCGCAGAGCAUCUUGUCAACAAGCUCAGCCCAGAAAGUGAUGAAGAUGAAGAUGAAGAUGUUACAGAUGAGGAGGUCGAGAAAGCACAGCAAUCACCUGCCCCCAGGGGGGUGCAGAAGACUGAGGAAAAGGAAGCCCCUCAGGACUCAUUGGAAAAAUGUGCUGUCCCUCGUUCAAACAGCCACAGCGCUUCUGACUCCAACCAGCCUCACAGGAGCACCAAAGUCACAUUUGAGGGAGACAAAGUCGACCCUACUCUGGUUGUAGACAGUGAAUGCUCUCAGGAUGAAGGGGAGGAAACUCCAAACUUUCUCCCAGGGAAUCAAAAGGAUCAUGAGGAAGAGGAAGGGAAAGUUCCAGUGCCUCCCAGAAACGAACAAUCAGUUGAGCCAGGUGAACUGAACAAGCUCAGGGAUUUCCUGAUCUCACCUUAUGUCUGCCUCUUUGGCAUUACCAUGCUGAGCCAGGAGCUGCCAGACGUAAUUGAGCAGGAAGAGGACUCCUUGGAUGAAAUUUACUUGACUCCUUCAGUUCACCAUGACCUGUCUGACUGCCACCAGCCUUAUAGCGGCACCUUGUUCUCAUUGGAUGAUCAGCUCACAUGCUCUGCUCUGGAUGUAGCCUGUGAGUACUCCAGCCUGAAGGUCACAAAGCUCCAGGGUCUUCCCAGGCAGCCUCCACAUGUUUUCUUUCUGCAAAUUGUGCUGCUGAGACAGGCUGUCAAUGCAGCUCUCAUCCAGGAGAACUGUCCCCAAGGGACCUGCAGUGGAGACUUGAGCUACUACCUGUCAGAGGUGCAGACUUCACAGAAACAGCCGGAGCCAAGCACCUUGGUGCCCAAUUGUCUGGGACUACAGCUGGAUGAAGGGUUCGACUGUGUGAAUGGCUUAGCCAGGCGGUGCCUUUACACCACCACCUGCAGCUUCACAGCCAAUGCUGAAUCUGGGACCCAAUGUCCCUUUCAAGAACUGGUUUUAGAGCCCUCUGUUGGGAUGAAGAACCCUCUGCAGUUGGAAGAGCAGGCACUGAAAGGCUCAGCAGACAACACACAAGAGCAUCAAGUCACUGGCCACAUUCAUGCCUCAAGUGUUUGGAAACCCAAGAUGAUUAAAAGAAAACUCCAGUCCAGCAAGUGGAUUCCCUACCCUUCACGCUUACGGUGCAGAGGAAAUGAAGAGGAUCAUGAGGAAGAGGAAGGGAAAGCUCCAGUGCCCCCCAGGCUGAGCCAGGAGCUGCCAGAUGUAAACCAGCAGGAAGUCCCAGAGGACUCCUUGGAUGAAAUUUACUUGACUCCUUCAGUUCACCAUGACCUGUCUGACUGCCACCAGCCUUAUAACAGCACCUUGUGGUCAUUGGAUGAUGAGCUCACAUGGUCUGCUCUGGAUGAUAGAAACCAAAAGGAUCAUGAGGAAGAGGAAGGGGAAGCGCCAGUGCCACCCAGGCUGAGCCAGGAGCUGCCAGAAGUAAAGGAGCAGGAAGUCCCAGAGGACUCCUUGGAUGAAAUUUACUUGACUCCUUCAGUUCAACGUGACCUGUCUGACUGCCACCAGCCUUACAGAGGCACCUUGUCCUCAUUGGAUGAUCAGCUCACAUGCUCUGCUCUGGAUGUAGCCUCUCCCACCCAGGAGACAUGUCCCCAAGGGACUUGCCGUGGAGACUUGAGCUACUACCUGUCAGAGUUGCAGGCUUCACAGACACAGCUGGAACCAAGUACCGGGGUGCCGAUUUCUCUUGGACUACAGCUGGAUCUAGGGUUCGACUGUGGAAAUGGCUUAGCCUCAUUGAGCCUUUCCUCCACCACCUGCAGCUUCACAGACAAUGCUGAUUCUAGGACCCAAUGUCCCUUUCAAGAGCUGCAUUUAGAGCCCUCUGUUGGAAUGAAGAUCCCUCUGCAGCUAGAAGGGGAUGCAGUUGAAGGCUCAGCAGACAGCACACAAGAGCAUCAAGUCACUGGAAACAUUCAUGCCUCAUGUGUCCUGAAACCAAAGUCUAUUAAAAGAAAGCUCCGGUUCAGCAAGUGGAUUCCCCGGCCUUCAUGCUUAGGGUGCAGAGGUACCAAAUACUACCAGAAGGAUUCAAAGGAUGAAAAGAUGCCAAAAAAGUGGCUUUUCCAAUUGAUGAGAAAAAACUAA